GUGUCAGUGAAGGCUACUGCUGUCAGAUAUCAACCUACUUUGUCAACAUGCCACUGAAAACAUGUUGCAUCUACAGCACCGGAGUUUUCUCUUUACUGCUCCUUAUUGUGGGCAUUUCUCUCAUCUUGUCUAACGUAUUUCCACAUUUUCUUCAGGCGAUAGUUAAAAAGGAAAUUGUUUUGAAGAAUGGCACAGAUGCAUUUGAUGCCUGGGAGAAUCCACCAGCGCCUAUCUACAUGCAGUUUUACUUCUUUAAUCUAACCAACCCCCUGGAGAUGCUGGAUGGGGACAGGCCCGCUGUGGUGGAGAUUGGGCCGUAUACAUACAGGGAGUAUCGGCCUAUGGAGGAAGUGAACUUCAUGGAAAAUGGGACCAAAGUUACAGCUGUCAACACUAAAACCUACAUAUUUCAGCCUAACAUGUCCCGAGGUCCAGAGAGUGAUCUCAUCAGGACAGUCAAUAUCCCUGCUCUGACAGUGAUGGAAAAAUUCAAGGACAUGUCUGUAGUGGCACACUUGAUCGACGACUACAUGAAAUCCACAGGUGAAGGCCUGUUCACCACCCGUACAGUGGGAGAGCUGCUGUGGGGAUAUGAAGAUGGACUGCUCAAAGCCCUCAAAAUGUUACAACCUGGGCUGGAUGACGUUUUUGGACUCUUCUACAAGAACAAUGGUACCAAUGAUGGAGAAUAUGUUUUCUUCACUGGCCAACAAGACUACAAGGACUUUGCUCGUGUAGAUACAUGGAAUGGUGGAAGCUCACUGAAUUGGUGGACCUCUGAUGAGUGCAAUAUGAUUAAUGGAACCAACGGAGCGUCUUUCCAUCCAGUUAUCACCAAGAGUGAGACGCUUUACAUAUUCUCCUCUGACCUGUGCAGGUCUCUGUACACUCUGUAUGAGGAGGAUGUGAAAGUGAAGGGCAUCCCAGGGUAUCGCUUCGUUCCCCCCAGCAUGGUGUUUGCCAAUGUGACUGUGAACCCAGCCAAUGCAGGCUUCUGUGUCCCUGCUGGAAAUUGCCUGGGCUCUGGUGUACUUAAUGUCAGCGGAUGUAAACAAGGAGCGCCCAUUAUAAUGUCUUCACCACACUUCUAUCAGGCAGAUGAGAAAUUUGUUCAAGAUGUAUUUGGUAUGAAACCUGAGAAGGAGUAUCACCAGACCGCCAUCGAUAUCAAUCCACUAACAGGAUUCAUCCUGCAAGCUGCCAAGCGUAUGCAGGUCAACGUGUAUUUAGAAAAAAUUGACACCUUCAGUCAAACAGGAAACGUGAGGACAGUGGUCUUGCCUGUGGUUUACCUAAAUGAGAGCAUUGUGAUCGAUGACGCCUCAGCCAUGAAGUUGAAGACGAUUGCUCUCGAGGAGAAUGUGGUGGUGAACAUUCCCUUCAUGCUGAUAGGUCUGGGCAUCCUCCUGGGAGCACUCUUCAUGUUCCUGAUGUGUCGACAAAAGGUCCCCGAGAGCACUGCUGCUGAACGACAGCCCUUGCUCUCAUCAUAGCACCAAAAAAGGACGUGGAUGAAGGAGGAUUCCCAUGUUUGCAAGUUUAAUCAACAUUUCUAGAGUUCCCGUGAGUCUGCAGUUGUAAGCUGCUAAGUACUAAAUACUAGUUUUCUUUCAUAACCACAAUUCCAUAUUUGAAACAGUUUUUAAUCUAAUGUUUUUGGGAUACAAAGUGAAAAGAAAGGUUUGGGUUUAAUGUCUUUCUUUCAAGUCAGUUGUAAUGAUCGUGAAAUCCCUAUUCCUCAAUUUGAGUGUUUUCCUUUUUACUACUAAAUAUGGGAUUUUGGAUUAAAACAGCUUGAAUUGAAAUCAUUUAAAUGUCCUACCAAAUCUAAUGUUGAUUGUUGUUUGUUUGUUGGAUUUUCUGGGAGGUCAACUUUGAACUAAUCAAAUAUGCAGGAAUAUAAAAAUUGUCCUUAUUAGACAAUUGGCCAAUAUUUUUUUGAAAUUGCUGCUUUUAUGAAUAUGUGUGGAAGAUUAGGUGUACGUGUGUGUCCAUGAGUGGCUCCAGAACUGAAAGUAGUAAUGAAGGAAUGCUAUGUGUGUUUUUAAAAGUAUAUGUUAAUGAGUUCUUAGGAAGUUUGAGAAGCUUUAUGUCUUAAAUAAUUUUGUAAGAUCAACAUUUUGCAUUUUUGUAUUGUCUAAACAUGAGCAAGGUAAAUAGCAAAGUCUGUACUUUCAAAAAGACUGCAGCCAAAAUGUUUUACUCUUAAAGGUAUACUAUGCAGGAUUUUCCUAAAACGUGAAUGUAUAGACUCAUACAAAAAUAAUCCCUCUCAAUCAUCACUUAUGACCAGCUAGAAUUGUGUGGCAGUGUCUGUAUCUAUGGACCCUGCCAUAUUUUCUUAUUAUUUUGCUGUGUUCAGGAUGUUUCCCUAGCCAAUAACAGCAGGCAAGGUGUGAGGUCAGGACAUAGGACACAAAGCUACACACACACACACACACACACACACACGUACAGAGCACAGAGGCCACAGCAGACAAGAUAAGUGUUUCUGCUUUUACUGCAUUCAAAUGAAAUCCAACAAUGCGUUACCUUCCCGCACGGUUGUGCAGAGGUAUGGACGAGUUCAUUCACAUGCUUUAAAACAUAACCACCGUGAAACAAUCUGAAAAUAAUGUUUUAUUUAUCUGAUGUCACAGCUUUGUUCUCGCUAUGGCCACUAACUCUCUUCAUUUACUCUCUAGUUUGCUCAACCUGCAAACACCAACCAACAAAUCCUGCAUAGUGUGCCUUUAAUGUGAUGAAUAUGUUUUCUGUACCCUAAAAUUAUGGAAUAUCAGUCAUUAAGAAAGGUGUACUUGAAAACAGUAUUUUUCGAAUCUGUAACCUUCGUUUUGUAAACUGUAAAUUCUGUCCUGCAAACUUGCAUAUACAUAUUUGGAGGCUGAACAUUUCAACGUCUGCUUAAAAAACUCAAUUUUGGAAGAUUGUGCAGUUGGUUGCAGGCCUGCAAGCCUGUUUUCACAAGCUGUGAGGCAAAACCAUGGGAGUGUGUGUGCAUGCACACAGACUUUUGGCAAGUUGCACUUCUGUAAACUGUCUAAAAUCAGCUUAAUCAACAAUCAACAUGAAAGUUUUAUGGUUACAGAUGCAAAACCCUGUUUUUAAGUGCACCUUUUUGAAUGAUAUAAUAUAUAUUCUAUAUAAAAUUAGUUGGUUUUGUUUUUUGUUCAGAUGUGUCACUUCAGUGUCUUGGGUUGACUGGAGCUUUUAAUCUGUGGUGAAAUGGAUCAGCUUUCUUUACGAUAUACUCUGCUGUAGCCUUCAGUGUAAACACAGGAAUCUACAGUAUGUGUGAACAAUAUAAUGUGGAAGAAAAAUCAAAUAGUAAUACUAUAACAGUGGCCGUAUAAAGGGAAAGUUUUUGCAUGGUGUGAAGUACAAAGUCUUGCCUCCUGAUGGUGUGAAACACGCUGCAAUAUUUUCUUUCCUCUGUUUCUAAUACCCUGACAUAAUGGUGUGAUUUGAAUUUCAGUCAAGUCAUAUUCUUACUGUUGUAUGAACAGCUUAAUGCUCAUGACACUACUGAUAAAUAUUUUGCCAAAUAGAGAACAGCAUUCUCCCUUUUAACCAAUAGGAAUGGUACAUAAUUUUCAUGGCUAAAGUCAGAGCUGCUGAACAGACUUUUAUCAGAUUAUUGUGACUUUAUUAAAGUGAGGAGGAAUAAAUAGCUUUGUAUUAUUCAGCCUUGAAAUAUAAUGGAGUUUCUGUCUGGCACUAAACAUAUGUUAAUAGAAUGUUAUUUUUGCAAUUUGACCACUGUUUUACACACAUCACUGACAAGCUGUUGUGUUCAUUUUGUUGAGAUCUUUGUUUUAUAUAUAACAGGAAAAAAUGUACACAGUAAAAUCAAUACCGAACAUGUAAUCAAUGUUUACACACUCUCAAUAGGUCAUAUAUAACAGUUUGCACAUUGUCUUGUCAUUUGUUA
This is a messenger RNA of Scomber japonicus (chub mackerel), 3931 nucleotides long. It is a transcript of the gene scarb2c, whose product is annotated as scavenger receptor class B, member 2c. Bases 48 to 1493 code for a protein of 481 amino acids. Gene Ontology annotation, cellular component: lysosome; membrane; cytoplasm. Gene Ontology annotation, biological process: receptor-mediated endocytosis; protein targeting to lysosome. The record is from RefSeq and is a predicted model, not a curated record. NCBI's taxonomy places the organism in Eukaryota, Metazoa, Chordata, Actinopteri, Scombriformes, Scombridae. The transcript has 12 exons. Gene Ontology annotation, molecular function: scavenger receptor activity.